Molecule: messenger RNA, 4417 nt
Organism: Labrus mixtus (cuckoo wrasse)
Lineage: Eukaryota; Metazoa; Chordata; Actinopteri; Labriformes; Labridae
Gene: cep85
Product: centrosomal protein 85
Exons: 14
Coding region: 314-2707 (797 amino acids)
Cellular component (GO): centrosome
Source: RefSeq, a predicted model, not a curated record
AGCGGAACAGCAGCAGCGGAUUGAACGGACUCCGCGACGGUUACCAGCAUCAAACCGAGAUUUGUUACUGUAGUCUGUAUUCAUGUGAAACUAAAGGUAAAGUCAAUUUUGUUAGUUCCGACAGUGAGCCUAGCUUCAGCAAUUCAAGCACGAAACACAAUACACGUUUGUUACGUUCAUUUUUAACACAAGAAGCCCAAGAGAACGACAGCGUUGUGUUAGCCGUGAGCUAGCUUGUAAGACGGAAACGGGUUUGUCAUGGAUUAGCUAAGAUGGUCAACGAUGCAGCGCAGGUGAUAAAGUCUUGUAUGGAAUGACAACUUCACAGAGAUAUAGAGAAUCCAAACCAGCGGCUCGCUUUGCUGACAUGGAGUGGCAGACGCCAGCUGUGUCAGAGAAGUUCCAAAGCCGUUUUGGCCGCCGGCCUGGAACAUCGGACAGCGGGGACACUGGUCUUGGCACCUCGGCAUCUGACAGCACAGAAGAUUUCUGCAGUACCAGCAGCAGCAGCCCCCCUUUCCAGCCCAUCCGCAGUCAGAUCCCAAUACCCACUGCACAUGUCAUGCCAUCCACGGCCGGAGCCCCGGCCUCUAAGCCCCAGUCAUGCCUCCAGGAGGACUCCCUGUCCUCUGAGGCUCACAGAUCUUCCUCUGGCUCAAGAACACCCAGUGGCUCCACCUCAAAGUCUUCCUCUCUCUCUAAAUCGGCUUCUUCGCCCAACUUGGAUGCCCAGGCAGGUGUGGGAGGUGAUCUUGUGGGGCCAAAGCCAGACUGCCUGAGUCGCUACCGGAGCCUUAUCAAUGGGCUGGACCACUCGCUCUUCCCCACAGAUCACACACGGGUGGAUGAGGGCCAGAGGUUUGACACUCCUGCCGUGGAGCCUACUCUAAAUCAGUCAGCCCUGCUGGGGGGGUUAUGCCCUGAUGUCAGACUCCGAUUACAGACGACCGGGAUUAGAGACACCUCAGACUACAUGUCUGAGGCCUACAGAGGAGGCAUGGAGCACAGCUAUAAGGUUCUGCCUGAAGCUAGGCCCGGGGUUCCUGGCACUGCAGAAACCUGUAAUCAGAGGGGAAGUCAGCCUGGUGCGGCCGGAUCCCCUGGACUUUAUGCAAACCCUCUCAGUCUGCAGACACAGGCUCUGCUGAGGGAGCACGCAGCCUCUAAGGGUUAUGAGCCAUUGCGGCAGGACAGAUGUAGUGAACUCUCCAGCUGGCAGCAACAACACCAACAUAAGCAGCAACUGGACAGUUUACGCCUGCAAGUGGAACAAAUGCAGUUUAUGAGUUCUGGAGUGGGUCAGUACCCGUCUCUGUACUCGACACCUGUACACUCAGAGGCAGGCAAGUGGGACGCUCUGGUCAAAGCCAGUGAGAGUCUGCUGAAGGAGAAGGAGCUCAUCAUUGAGAGACAAAAGCAGCACAUGACCCAGCUGGAGCAGCGUCUGAGAGAAAGCGAGCUGCAGGUCCAAGGAGCUCUCCUGGGCCGAGGAGCUUCUUACGGAGAUAUGUGCAUGCUAAGGCUACAGGAGGCUCAGAGGGAAAACGUGUACCUGAGAGCGCAGUUUACCGAGCGCACAGACUGUGCCGUCCUGGAAAAAGCCGAGGCAGAGCGCAGACUGGGGGCGGUUGAGGCUGAGACUCGACGGCUAACUGACAGCCUGAAGGAGACGUGUGAGAGACACGCGGAGGAGAUGAAGAAACAGGAAGAAAGGAUCCGCAGCCGAGACAAGCACAUCAACAAUCUGAAGAAGAAGUGUCAAAAGGAGUCGGAGCUGAAAAGAGAGAACCAGCAGCGCAUUGAGACUCUGGAGCGAUACCUAGCUGACCUGCCCACCCUGGAGGACUACCAGAGCCAGAACAAGCAGCUUCUAGAGGCAGAGCAGCAGGUGUCUCAGCUACAGGAGCAAGUACGAGAAGCCGAGGUGUGCUUGGAGACGAUGCGCUCUCAACUGCGGGAAAAAGACACGCAUAUGGAGGAUCAGAAACGCAGGGAGAGAGACCUCCUGACCACCAUCACUGAAAUGCAGCAGAGGGUACAGCAGGGCCUGGAGGACGGAGCCAGACUGCCGUCUCUGGAUAUCGAGAAGCUCAGAGGAGAGAACAACACGUUGAGGGAGGAGCAGCAGAGACUCAAAAAGGUCAUCGAGAAGCAACACCGGAUGAUGGAACAGCUCGGCUCUCAGAUUCAGGCGUUAGAGGAGCAGAUAUCUCAGGAAGAGAGCAGCUCUCUGGCUCUCAGAGAGGAGGUGUUGGCCAAAGAGCAGAAUGUGUUGGAGCUCCACACAGCUAUGAAGGAGCUGUCGUCUCAGAACCAGGAACUGAUGGAGCAGAAUCUGACCCUGCAGGAGCAGAUGAGCGAUCCCGAGCAGAGGAGCACCAAUCAGGCCUCCUCCACCCUGCAGCCUGCCGGGGCUCGUCUCACACAGAGGCUGCACAUAGAGAUCGCGUCCUGCCUCAGCGACCUGCGCUCCCUGUGCAGCAUUCUGACCCAGAGAGCUCAGGGACAAGACCCCAACCUGUCCCUGCUGCUUGGCCUCACAUCACCCCCACCCAUGGCAGAGCAGCCCGAGGACUGGAUGGACCCUGAGGUUCUGCAGAAGAAGCUUGUUGAAGCUCAGCAGCUCCGUCGGGAUGUCGAGGAACUACGGAAUGUGAUUCUGGACCGUUACGCACAGGACAUGGGAGAAAACUGCAUCACCCAAUAACUCCAGCACCCAUGUGAUGGAAGAAACUUGUAAAAGGCCUGUUUCAUCUCUGGAGACUCUAAAACGGGCUUGUCUUUCAGUUACUGAAUGUCAGAAAGAGGACUGGAUUUUAAUCUUCUUAAAAUGAGGACAGAGGAAAGCCCAAAUGGUUUAGCUUCUCCUUCUCUAGACUGUACGUCUCUCCUCGAGCCGCCUGCCUGUAGCUCAGAACCCUCCCAUCCCCUGGUGAGUUCAUCUAUUUCAGUCCAAGGGCUAACAGGAAAUAACUUACCUCUAAUACUUGAUCCUUACGCAUUGUGUGUGCGUGUGUCUUUUUGUAUAAUGAUGACAUGAUAGCGUCGGUUACCAAACAGUCUUAUACUUUUUUUCCACUCUGGUGGAUAGCUUUUUGUUUAGAGGUCCCACAAAUGUAAUUUAUUUAAAUGUUAAUUUCUCUCUGCAGGGGAAUUAUUCAAGAAGUGGUUGACAAUCAACUGAAAGUAUUUAACUCUGUGCUUUUAACUGAAUUCUAGAGAAAUGUUACUAACAUUGCCAUUAUUUAAAAUGGUAAACACUGUAACAUGUGUCUCUGCUGUGAGGUAAAAAAAAAGAAGUACUAAACUGAAGGGUUUGAUACCAAAAUCAGCUUCUCACACCGACAGGCCUCCAACAGUUUUGAUACCAAAGAAAAAACUCUGGUCCAGUCUGUGAGCGCUCCUCUCUGCUGCAAACCUCGUUCGGAAUGAACACCAACAUGUGCCUUUCUGUCAUGUUUGCAACCAUGAUGCUAAUUCAUUUUUAGACCAACCACAAAGGGCUGUUUGCAGCGGACUCUUCCAAUAUGACCUUUCUCUCAGCGUAGUAGGAUAGUCAAUACAUUCCCUGACUCUGAAUGUAGUAGAUCACUUUGGAGCUUGUGGAGGCCCGACACUGUUUUUGUUCCUGUUUAGAUGUAUGAGGUUAGUUAAAACUCUUCAAUCUGUGUGACCUCACAGCAUACUGUACAUUUCAGGCUGAUAACAGCUGACCUGCAUUAGACACAGAGGUUAACUUUUAUGAUAUAGGAAUGACUGAAAAACAGUAUUAAUCUUCAGUAUUAUUAUUUAUUUGUUUUGUUUGCAUUGACAACUCAGUGGGUCCUACUAAUGUGUCGCUGUAACAAUGUGCUAAUUAAUGCGGUUUGAGCAAACUUAGCGUCCACAACGUGUGAAGGUCCCAUGAAGUGGCUUUUAGAUUGUAACUCUGUCCUGUGGUUUGUCCUCUUUUCAUAAGAUUAAUAUGUAAGACUGGAAGUGAUCAUCGAGGAUCCUUCACCUUUCCAGAGAACAAGGGGAAAUGUUUGAAUCCCACGCGGUAAUGGUGAUGAUGGGAGGGGUUGGCUGGAUCAGCCCUCAAUCAUCAUUCAUAUCGCUCUCAAAAGGAGUUUUGUAUUUUGCCCCAGUGUAGGGAGAGCCAUUAGAAAAGUCGACACUUUACAGGAAGUGAAAGGGAUUUUAAUAUGAAAAUAUGCAAUAACAUCCAGGGACACACAAGCCAUUUUUCAUUUCAUGGGACCUUUUUUAAAUUGUACGUAGCACAAGAUUUAUCUUAGGAAAAAGUCAGGCUCCGCAUGCCUUAACAUCUCAAAUGUUUUUUGCAAAAGGGAAAAAAAUGUUUCUAUUUUCAUACUUUGGUCCUUGUUUGUAUUUGCAUAUUUUAGAAAUAAAGAUUUUCUGCAUUUUUUUCUUCAAA